Polychytrium aggregatum is the source of this 1182-nucleotide messenger RNA. Its product is annotated as AAA domain-containing protein. Lineage: Eukaryota; Fungi; Chytridiomycota; Chytridiomycetes; Polychytriales. Bases 69 to 686 code for a protein of 205 amino acids. The record is from RefSeq and is a predicted model, not a curated record. The transcript is spliced from 2 exons.
UCCAUCGCCCAUCUGCUCCCCUCCCGACCGCUCUGCCCUUUCCUCUGCUGCUCGCCCUCUUGUGCCGGAUGUCCGAAAGCCCCAGCAACGUCCUGGUCGUUAUGCGCGGCUGCCCCGGCUCGGGCAAGUCGACGCUGGCCCAGGCCAUCGCCGCCAACCAUCCUCGCAGUGUCGUGCUCUCGACCGACGACUAUUUCGUCGAUCCGCAUACCCACGAGUAUGACUUCGACCCGUCGCUGCUCGGCCAGGCGCACCAGUGGAACCAGAGCAGGGCUCUGGAUGCUCUCCAGCGCCAAGUACCGCUGGUCAUCAUCGACAACACCCACACGCAAAAGUGGGAGGCCCGCCCCUAUGUGCAGCUGGCCCUGCAGUUCAACUACGCCGUCGAGAUCAAGGAGCCUCAGACAGAGUGGUGGCUUCGUCGGGACGUGGACCAGAUGGCCCGCAAGAACUCGCACGGUGUCUCGGUCGAGGCGAUCGCCCGCAUGCUCGAGCGCUGGGAAAGCGACUUUGAGAUCGAUGCCAUCCUAAAGUCGAGACGGCCAGCUCCGGCACCCCGUCCAGCCCAACCUCGGUCCGGGCCCAGCCCAGGAUACACAGCCACUGUAUCAGUACCGAAGCGCUUGGCAGCAUUCUCUCAGCCUCGGCGACCCAAACUCCCGGCCUCGUCAGCGGUCCCUGUGUGAUUUUAGUCGUGGAUCCCUUUCAGUCCCCUUGAUUUCCUCAGUGACCCCGAUCGCUCCCGACCUGCUUGCCGUCCUCUGAUUCUGUCCUUGCAUCUGUGCUCCACCCCUCGUCGCUGCGAUCGGACCGCUCUUCCACACCGCCAUCGAUGCGUCGGCGCCAAAUCCAGCAACAUCUCAAGAUCAUCCGCGCCGUCUGCCGGUUGUCCACCACAGAAGCAUGUUCUGGCCGCUUGUCGGGGUUGCCGGUGUCGCUGCCGCGAUGCUGGGCUUUUGGGUCGUGAAGGGCAAGAGCCCAGUCGGCACCCUAUGAAUGCGACAUGUAGAUGAGCUCGGCCGAGUACAAUUUUAUAACUCGGCGACGUCUCUCUCUGGCAACGGGAAUGAUGUGUCAACGCCAUCCUAAUGGCGCAGCGUCCCUCCCAUAUACAUUCAGAUUGUACUCUCUUCCCCGUAGCACGACUCUGAAUAUAUCCCUUCAGUCCUCAUCACCGUCGGC